Messenger RNA from Cuscuta europaea, 11595 nucleotides. The record is from the annotation of a GenBank genome assembly. Lineage: Eukaryota; Viridiplantae; Streptophyta; Magnoliopsida; Solanales; Convolvulaceae.
CAGACGUUCCAAGUAAUAAUAUUACCUUAUGUUGUUUACGAGUGUUUGUAAAACACUAUGGUCUUGCCUCAUGUAAGGCUGGAGAGGCAUGGGCUUAGGGGUCCGAAAUUUUAUUAACAUUAGUAUUAUACGGAGUACAUCUGUAUCUUCUUGUGAAUUCGUCAACCCGCCUGCGAUUUGCGAGUGUUGGACGAUUGAAAGCAGAGGUCCGCAGAAGGCUGGAGGAGGUGUGGCUGCUAAUAUGCUAUCUUGCUUCUCACCUCACUGAUUCACGAACGAAGGAAGGAUUGAAGGAAGUACUGGUCGGGCGUCGGUUGGCUCUGGGCUCCGUUCCUGGCCCCUACGGUCUUGCCUGAGUGCCUUCUCUGUUCUCUUUUUCCUCCACAUCAACCCAGCUUUGCAAUCACAAAUCCUUCUGUGCCCAAGUAGCAGAGAUGUGAUUGACGCGUAUGAUGUUGAACAAGAGUUCAAAAAGCAAGACACAAAGAGAUGCUUGGUAUACCGAUUUUCAUUUGGCAAACUUGGAGGGCCAAAGUAUCUUAUGUACUUUGUAUGGAGACUUGGUGCUUGAAGUCGAGAGGUUUUUUUGGCUACUUCGUUUAAUGGUCCAGUUAUAUUCAUUAUCCAAGCAUGUCGCACAAAUAAAAGAUAUGGUAAAUAUGUCUAACCAUGACCUUUUCACCUAUAAAAAUGUAAUAGUUUUUUGGAAAAAUUGAUUGUAAUAAUCCAAACUACUAGCGGUCCGCUCAUAAUAAUACCAACUAUCGAUUAAUUUAGAAUAAUCCCAACUUUAGGGACUUUCCGCUAAUAAUGAUCCGACGUGAUCGACUAUAAAUAAAUUUCUAUAGUUUCUAAAGAGAUAUAGCAGGUAAUCCCUAUAAAUAAUCCCAAUUUUUUAUUUUUACACUUAAUUACUAUUAAAAAUUCACUUGUUAGAACAUAUAAUAUGCGGUCAUGGACCAUUAUUGGCGGACGGUCCAUAUAGUUGGGAUUAUACAAAAAUAAUCAAUAGUUGGGAUUAUUGUUAGCGAACUGUCAAUAGUUGAGAUUAUUAUUUUCAAUGGUUUCUAGUUUUUUUUGUUCAUUGAAUUAUACAUUUUUCACCUAAGCUUAUAAUAUUGGAGUGGCUUCUUCAUGGGAUGCUACCAAGUUAAUUUUGAAUAACCAUAUUCCAGAGAUAAAUGAUUUCCUGUGUCAGUAAUAAUCCUUUUCCUUCUUCAUAAUAACUAAAUGUGUCAAAUUUAUAUUAUGAUUUAUAUUAUGACAAAUGUAGCUUUUUGAAUUCAAGGCAAACAAUGAAGUCUAUUGCAAGUCAAGCAACAUCAUCUUGCGUGACUCUGAGAGAUGAUAGUAUUGAUGUUGGGUUUACCAUGCCUCUUUUUGAAGAGUUUGGCCUAAACUAAUCCAAAAAAUACCAGUUUUGCCUAUUUUACUUAAUUCACAUAAUGUGGGAAGUCGAUUAAAAAACAGUACCAAUAGUAACAUUACUCAACAAAUCCAGGAUCAACCUCACCAAUUGUUUUCAUCAUUUUUAUAAUUCUGCAAUAUAUGUGCUUUAGAUGACCAAAGAAUUUGUAUGGAAAAAUUGUGCCAAUUUUGUGCCAAUCUUGCAUAUUUUACUUCAUUCAAAUAAUGUGAAAAUUUGGUUAAAAACAUUACCAAUAUUAAUAUCACUCAAGAAUUUCAAGAUGAGUUGGCAAACUGUUUUCAACAUUUUAUUAAAUCUGCAAUAUAUGUGCUUCAGAGAUCUAAAGAAUCUCUAUGAAAAGAUAUACCAUACCAAAGUCCUUCUUACUUAAAAUUCAAAAGAUAGUUUUUUCAUUGCUUUUUCUUACAUAUGUCAUCCUUUUUUAAUUUAUUAUGUUUUAUUUUAUCUCGCCUAUAAACUAAACAGCGAGAGUAGCUCGAAUUAAAAAAAACAUGCAACCUGUAAAAAGAAUGGCUUAAACUGAUACAAAAUAGUAUCCCAUUUUUUUCAAUUUUGUUGGUUUUCUUCUAUCUAUACAUGUAUUACAUGGGGGUUUUGAAUCAAAGUUUUAAGUGAACAAUUGUUUAAAGAUUGUUAUAUCUUAUGUGUCUGAUAACAAAUGUAGUUCUACAUAUUCAAAUUGCUAUCAUGGAUUCUUACAAAUACGCAUUGAAAAUUCAUUAAAAUCUAACAACUUGAGAAUGAAUUUGAUUAAAGAAACAAUUUUAUGUAGAUAGAUUUUCAUAAUCUAAAAUUAAAUAGAGUAUUUUAGUUUACUAUUACUUUGAUAUACAUGUUAAGGGUUGCUGGUUCUAUGUCCAAAUUUGUUCAAUUCUAUUAUUAAAGAAUUGAGCUUACCUAGGAUGUAGUAGUAAAACAUGCUUUAAAAGACUUAAGUAUGAGGGAGCAUCUCUUUACUGCCACAGUUGUCGAGAUGUCAAACAGACAGGUAUUUGGCGGUACAUUUAAAAUUAAUGGUGAAGCAUGGUAAGCAUUUUGUUGAGGUAGUUAUGUGGGAUGAUGUUCCAAGUAAGCUAGUAGACAAAUCAGCAAAUGAUCUAAGUGACAGCCUUAGCUUGUUAAUGUGUUCAAUUUAUAUUAUAUGUUAUGUUUAUAUGAAAUGUUCAGUAAUUGGAAAUUAGUAAUUGGGAAUUAACAGUGUGAUUUUUGUAUAAAAUUCACUGGUCUUCUUUUAUGUAGGAGACUUUAUCGCCUUCUGAUGUUCAUAAUGAUGCCUUAGAUUUGAUUGGCCGGAAAUUCAUAUUCAAGGUUGGGAAUCGCAUAGUCAAUACCCUUACAAAUCAGAAGUAUACAAUAGCUUUUCUGAAAACGCAGAAAAAAUUAAAGAGCUGAAUGCGGUUGUUCAAGAGGAAGUUGUUGAUGUAUUAACUAUCUGCAUAAAAUUAAUUAAAAGAUGAUGAAAACAUAAUAAACAUCAUUGUUGCCAGCACAGUAAAUUUUUCCCUUUUAAAUAACCAUAUUUGAAAAUAGCUCCUUUGAAAUUAGUUUCAACAAACGCGCAAACACUUGAUCUUUAACAUACAUUUAUAUAAAUACUUUAUUAAGAUGUUGUUAUACUAAACUGUUAAACUAAUAAAGCAAUCUCACACAAAAAGAGGAAUUUGGAUUUUAAACCUGCUCAUAACUUUGUUGUAUUGUGAUAUUUAUGUAACAAAAAAACUAAAACGCUAACACUUGGUUGUUAUCCUUUAAUUCGUAUUAUUAGGUAUAUAAUAUAUAUAACUCAGAUUCCAAUCUUGAUUUGAUGUGUGUUGAAGACACCAAUGUCGAAUCAAAUAUGAUUAAAUAUUUACAAUAUUGUUUUAAAUAGAUUUUUAUAAAUGUAAAUUAAUGAAAAGGAACAGAUUCAGCUAUGCUAUUUUUUCAGACGUCAUGCUCACAAGAUAUUGAAUCUCAUCGUACCACUAAGUCGGUUUUGUCCAAGAGACAUUUUAACAAUGUCCAAGAGUCAAAUCUCUAUCUUAACCCCCUUUAACUUCUUGCUGGUCGAGCUUCGUUCCAUUCCAGCAUAUUCAUUUUCAUCGUUAACAUGUUUAUUGGACAAAACCAACUCAAGGUACGAUGAGAUUCAAUAUCUUGUGAGCAUGACGUCUGAAAAAUAGCACAGAUGGAUCAGUUCCUUUUCACUAAUUUGCAUUUAUAAUAAUCUAUUUAAAACAAUAUCGUAAAUAUUUUACCAUAUUUGAUUCGACAUUGGUGUCUUCAGCACACAUUAAAUCAAGAUCGGAAUCUGAGUUAUAUACCUAAUACGAAUCAAAGGAUAUCAACCAAGCGUUAGCGUUUUAAUUUGGUUAUUACAUAAUAAAUAUUACAAUACAACAAAGUUAUGAGCAGGUUUAAAAGCUAAAUUCCUCUUUUUGUGUGAGAUUACUUUAUUAGUUUAACAGUUUAGUAUAACAACAUCUUAAUAAAGUAUUUACACAAAUGUAUGUUAAAGAUCAAGUGUUUGCACGUUUGUUGAAACUAAUUUCAAAGGGGCUAUUUUCAAAUAUGGUUAUUUAAAAGGGAAAAAUUUACUGUGCUGGCAACAAUGACCUUUAAUCUUUUAAUUAAUUUUAUGAAGAUAGUUAAUACCUCAACAACUUCCUCUUGAACAGCCUCCUUCAGUUCUUUGAUUUUUUCUGCGUUUUCAGAAAACGCAGUUAUUGUAUACUUCUAAUUUGUAAGGAUAUUGACUUUGCGAUUCCCAACCUUGUAUAUGAAUUCUCGGCCAGUCAAAUCCAAGACAUUAUUAUAAACAUCAGAAGGUGAUAAAGUCUCCUGCAUAGAAGAAGAGCCGUGAAUUUUAUACUAAAAUCACAUUGUCAAUUCCCAAUUAUUGAACAUUUCAGAUAAACAUAACAUAAAAUAUAAAUUGAACACUUUACCAAGCUAAGGCUGUCACUUAGAUCAACUGUUGGUUUGCCUAUUAGCUUACUUGAAACAUCAUCCCACAUAACUACCUCAGCAAAAUGCUUACCAUGCUUCAGUGCUUCACCAUUAAUUUUAACAUGUACCGCCAAAUACCUAUCUGUUUGACAACUGUGGCAGUAAAGAGAUGCUCCCUCAUACUUGAGCUUUUUAAAGCAUGUUUUACUACUACAUCUCAGGUAAGCCCAAUUCUUUAAUGAUAAAAUUGAACAAAUUUGGGCGUAGAACCAACAACCCUAACCUAUAUACCAAAGUAAUAGUAAACUAAAAUACUCAUUAUUUAAUUUUAGAUUAGGAAGAUCUAUUUACAUAGAAUUGUUUUUUUAAUCAAAUUCAUUUUCAAGUUGUCAGAUUUUAAUGAAUUUUCAAUGCUUAUUUGUAAGAAUCCAGGAUAGAAAACUGAAUAUGUAGAACUAUAUUUGUUAUCAGAUACAUAAGAUAUAACAAUCUUUAAACAAUUGUUCACUUAAAACUUUGAUUCAGAACCUCCAAUGUAAUACAUGUAUAGAUAGAAGAAAAGUAACAAAAUUGAAAAAACCGGGAUACUAUUUUGUAUCAAUUUAUGCCAUGCGUUUUACAGGUUGCAUGUUUUUUUAAUUCAGGCUACUCUCAGUGCUUAGUUUAUAGGCGAGAUAAAACAAAUCAUAAUAAAUUAAAAAAGGAUGACAUAUGUAAGAAAAAACUAUCUUUUAAAUUUUAAGUCAGAGAGAAUUUGGUAUGGUAUACCUUUCCAUAAAGAUUCUUUAGACUUUUGAAGCACCUAUAUAUUGUAAAUUCAAUAAAAUGUUGAAAAUAGUUUGACAACUCAUCUUGAAAUUCCUGAGUCAUAUUAGUAUUUGUAAUAUUUUUUUUAAAAAAUUCCACAUUAUUUGAAUGAAUUAAAAUAUGCAAGAUUGACACAAUUUUUCCAUACAGAUUCUAUGGUCAUCUAAAGCACAUAUAUUGCAGAAUUAUUAAAAUGAUGAAAACAAUUGGUGAGGUUGAUCUUGGAAUUGUUGGGUAAUGGUACUGUUUUUUAAUCGACUUCCCACAUUAUGUGAAUUAAGUAAAAUAGGCAAAACUGGCACUUUUUUUGGAUUAGUUUAGGCCAAACUCUUCAACAACUUGAAGAUUUUUUUACUGAUUGCCAAUGCUACUCAGUUAAUAAGUUGACAUUUUUUAUAUUUUGAUUGAUAUUUAGGACAUAAUAUAAAAUCAUACCUCUUUGGCGGUGUCCAAAUCAAAAAGAGGUAUGGUAAACCCAACAUCAAUACUAUUAUCUCUUAGAGUCACCCAAGAUGAGGUUGCUUGACUUGCAAUUGACUUAACUGUUUGCCUUGAAUUCAAAACCCUACAUUUGUCCAUAAUAUGAAUAUAAAUCAUAAUAUAAAUUUGGCACAUUUAGUUAUUAUGAAGAAGGAAAAGGAUCAUUACUGGCAUUGAAAAUCCUCUAUCUCUGGAAUAUGGUCAUUCAAAAUUAACUUGGUAGCAUCCCAUGAAGAUGCCAUUCCAUCUUUUCACCUCAGGUGAAAAACGUAUAAUUCAAUGAACAAAAAAAACUAUUACAUUUUUAUAGGUGAAAAGGUCAUGAUCAGACAUAUUUACCAUAUCUUUUAUUUGUGUGGCAUGCUUCGAUAAUGAAUAUAACUGGAUCAUUAAACAAAGUAGCCAAAAACUCUCGACUUUAAGCACCGGUCUCCAUACAAAGUACAUAAGAUACUUUGGCCCCUUCACAAUAGUACUACAGUGUAAGUAUAGCAAAAUUGUAAAACAUUAUGACUAAUUAUUCAUGCAUUACAGAUAAAAUAGAGUUUUGAAAGGAACUCAAUUCCAAGGUUGCCAAAUGAAAAUCGGUAUAUCAAGCAUCCCUUUGUGUCUUUUGCUUUUUGAACUGUUGUUCAACAUCAUAUGCGCCAAUCACAUUUGUGUUCAUUCAAUUUAACUAAUCAAUAAGUGGAGUAGAACUAUUUUCAGGCAUACAAUCAUCUAAUUAAAGAAUACAGCACCAAAAACUAAAUUUGUAGUAUAUUACUGUCAUACAUAAAUUUAAAAUAUAAAACAAAAACAUACCUAUCAAAAAAGGAGGUUCACAAUUCUGCAUCUUCUUAAUAUCCGCGAAGCUUGCAAAUUUAAAUCUAGUUAGAAAGCUAGGAUAACUUUUUUGCUCUUUAUGUUGAAUUUUAGUGAACAUCGUCAACUCAAAGCGGUAUGGGUGGGCAAUGAUCCUAUACUUUCCAUCAUUCUCUUUAACUUCUAGGUGAUUGACCACAUAAAUCAAUCCUUCUUCAAUAGUAUUGAAUUGAUGACUUAGUUGAAUCGGAACAGUGGCUUGAAUUGUCGUACCCUUUUAAAAGCAUCAACAAAACAAAGUAAUCAUAAUCUUUUCAUGUGUUAAUUUUGUCUAUUUGUUCAAAUGUUUUUUACAUUUGAUUAAGUUUUCAGCAUCACUGCCAGAGCAUUUUUUAUAAGGUUAAAAAAACUUUCUCUUCCCUACCAAUGCUAAAUAAGCUUAUAAUAUUUUGAGUAAAACUAGAUUAUCACCAUUGCGUUGCAUGGACAUGAUGUUAUCAAAUAUGGAGUACUAUCUUUUUAAAAUACAAUUGAAUUACUGCAUCAAAAUUGAUCUAACUCACACAUGUAAGUCUUAUAGUUGAAGCCUGGCAUGCUUUCUCGGAGCCUGUCGUAUAUAUCUUUUUGCAUCUGGUACUUCCCGUAAUUCAAGGUGGGCAACAACUGUUCCCACACGAACUCUAGCCCCGCGGGCGUGGUCAACCAACUAUUGCUAUGCUUGCCCAUUACCCCAUGAAGCCCGUUGACAGCUGAAGGAUAGGCUGGAUCCUUAGAACAAGAGGCCUGGAACUCAGAAACAGCACCAGCUUUGGCCCUCUCGAUGGCCACUGAGUGACCUAUCGUGUAGUUCUCGAGCCUUUUCUGCGCCAUGGCCAAAUCACCCUCAAGCUGCACUAACCGGGCCCUAUCAAGGCUAGAUGCAACCCGGAUCUCUUCAAGCUCUUUUCUCAACUUCACCAGUUCAGCAUCCCUGGAGGCAAUAUCAAUUUCGAGAUCAUAAGCCCGGGUUUUGGCAUAGUCCGCCUCCGCAGCCUGCCGUUCGAGCUUCUCCAAGACACGCCCUUGCUUGGUAACUUGGGAACGGGCUUCUUUCAGCUCGAGAGCGACUUUGUCAUGCUCUGCCUCCCAUUCACGGUGUUCUCGCGUGACCAUCGCGAGUUGGCUCUCCAAAGUGGAGCACUCGGUCUUCAAGGAGCACAACUCCGCCUCAAUUUCCCCGAGGGACUUCCGGAGUUGAUCCCUUUCCUUCAUGGCCAGACAGGACACAUCUAUCAUCCGCUGCCACUCUGCCAGACUGAUUUCCGCCUUCCCAAUAGCGGUGGCGGCAUUGUCCUCAGCGGCCUGGGCCUGCUCUUCAGCACGUUGGGCAUGGGCCUCUGCCUCGCUCAACGCUAGGACAGCCUUGUUGGCAGUAUCCUUAAGGGCCUCAAACUGGGAUUGACAUUCUCCCAGCCAGAUCUCAGCAUCCUGAGCCCUCCCCUGGAGCUCAGCGGCAACCAUCCUUGCCCGGAGCUCAGCGGCCUCUGUCCUAAGGGCCAUUUCGUAGCCCAGAACGGCGGCCUGCAAUGUCGGGAAAACAUAACUAUAAGAAACAGAAAGUAAGGCAAAACAAAUGCAUAAAGAGAAGCGGAAAGGAGAGCAAACCUUAAGCGCACUGGAAGUAAGCUCCUCAGCAACGCUUGGGGUGUCCAUCUCCCCCAUGACCCCAGUAUCGUAGGGCAGCCGUAGAUGGGCCAGCAUAUCCAUGGCCCCAGUGUUGUCGGAGACAAAGCCCAGGUCGUCUCGGAAAAAGAACUGGAACCUAUGCCUCUUCCGUCCGCCGACAGAAUCAUGUGGUGGUCCACUCCCCUUGGCCACCGAAUGUUUUUUCCGGCCACCGGUCGGGGUAGCACCGCUGUGCCCUGGGGCAUCUGAGCCUAGGCAGCUUCGGAGCUGUUGAACAGUCUCCUUGUCAUCUUCAUCAUCACCCUCAUCUGUGGCAUCCUCAAUGACCACGUACGGUGGAGAGGCAGUGCUGGGAUUCGCCAUGGCGUGCGCGGGCACUACAGUGUUUUCUCCUUGUGCCGCGGCAUAAGUUGGUCGGGCAUCCCCCCUGCUAGCAACAUGAGCAUCAUCAUCAUUACCUCCAUCCUCUAAGCUCUCGGAAGAGGAGGAGGAGCCACUGGGCGAUCGGUCAGCGUACUUAACACCAGCUGAGGGCUGGGUUUUCUUCCCACCCUCCUGAGCACGGUCAAGGAGGUCAAACAGGAUGUCACUGCCUGCAACGGAAAAACCAGUACAGUAAACAACAACGAAAGCAUACAACACACAGAUCGAAAUACCAAUUCAUAAUCAAAGGAAAACAUACCUGGCGAAGUAACAACAGGUUGAGCAGAGGAAGCCAAAUCAACCUUUACCGGAUCUGCCCUUUUCUUGGCGGGCUCAACUCCAACUUUUGUAGGAUCUGCUGUUCCUGCGGAGCCAGCAAACCCAGAAGGUUGAGCCGAGGAAGCCAAAUCAACCUUUGCGGGAUCUGCCAUUUUCUUAACAGGCUCAACUCCAACUCUUGCAGGAUCUGCCAUCCAUGCAGAAUUGGCAACCCCAGGAGCAGACGCCUCCCCCGAGCGUUUCUUCCUCUCCAACGCAGGCUCCUCAUCCUCUGAGGACUCAUGCCUGGGAGGGGACAUAUGGGCAAAGGCCCUCUCCUCACCCGAGGACUGAGGGCCCAACACAUUAGAAGCAGUGGGACCAUCAAACGAGAUCUGUCCUAUGGCCAGGGACGUGGCGAUAGCUGCAGCGAUGUCAGCUUCCUCCUGGGUGCCAACCUGAUCCUCACCUGGAGGCUCGGCACCAACAGCAGCCCCUUGGUCUUCAUCAGGAACCUCGAUAUAAAAGACGAAGCCCAAGUCCUUCUGCUUCUCCUCGGGCAGGAAAGUUGUGAUGUCCAGGUCACCAUACCCAACAUAGGUGCCCACAUCAUCAGCAAAUUCACCCAGUGCACCAGCAUCGUGCAUAUUGAACGACAGGGAUCCCGGGGCAGUGAAAGGAGAUCCCCCUUUCCUGUCAGUGCAGACAAACACAACUCUGUGCUUCCACCCAUGGUGAGACGACGGGGUAUGGUAGAACCCACUCCUACCGGACCGUUGGGAGAUAAGGGCGUAGCCCCGAUUCUCCAGAGAGCUGUUAAGCCCAAUUUGAAACAAGUGCCUAAAGAGGCCAACGGUAGCCUCCAAACCCAGAUCUUUGCAGCGCAAGAGGAAGGCAGCCAUCAGGUAGAACCCAUUGGGGGUUACCUGACAAGGGAGUAGCCCAACCCAGUUGAGAUACUCCACGAAGAACGGGUGCAGCGGAAAGCGAAACUCGUGAUCCAUCGCGUCCAGAUGAACCGCGAAGAAGCCAGAAGUGCAGGAGGCCGCCAAGCUCCCCACCUCAGGCCUCAUGAUAUCAACAGUGGGACCGGCCAUGCGCCUGGCUUCGGCCCACUCGGCGUCAGUAAGUGCACACACAUCCACGAGAGGGCCGUUCUCCGUAAGGGUGCCCACCGCAUUGCCAGACUUCUUCUUGCUACUUCUCCGCUUCCUAAUAAAGCGGAUGGGAGGCACAUCAAACACUACGGGAACUCCUUCAACAUCCCGUGGAGGGCCAACAUUAUCUCCAGCGUUAGCAGAAGCGCCUUGAGAAGACAUUUUUGAAAUCUGCAGGAAAAUACACGUACAUGCAGAAAAUCAAAAUCGGGAUUGAGGACCAAUAAUCCGACCUCCAAACAAAAAUUAUACACUCGAAUCGGCAUCAGCAUGCGAUUCCGAGUCCCGAGGUACCAACCUCGUCAAGAAUGGGGGACUGUAAACCCCCCAUUGUUCACAGAGCCAGAUUUGACGGAAAAAUCCUUAUUCUGGGUUUUUCCGGCCAAACUACGACAAGGGAAGAACGAACAAACAGAGCCGGAGACUAACCUGGUUAGGGGAGUCGACGGAGAAAGCUGGAACUUCGGAAGCACUGACCAGAGAAGACGAACUCUUGAAAUGCUUGAAAACUCUGAAAACUCGAAUACAAAAGAAAGCGCAAUGGAGAAAGACGAAAGCCUUCGCCUUUUAUACUUCCCUUCAAAAAUGAACGAGAAGCUUACACGUGGCGCACAAUCACCCAACAGCCCAAAAAACUCAAAGGUGUUUUCAAAAAGGCGUGCAAAAAGGCGCAAUGAUGGUGCCGUACAAUCACUUCAAACGCCAUCCCUCGCAUUAAAUGCUGAGAAGCGGCUAUUAAUUCAUAAUGUUGCAAAAGGAAUGUUUAAAGAUUCCUAUUUGUACACAUCAGCGUUACUAUACGCCACAAAUUCUCCUAAGUCCACCAAGCGAUAAAUGCAACUGCCUCAUCCCCCUCGAACUCAUACUCUUCUGCACUUAGAAAAUAUUCUAAGUCCACAAGAGUGGGGGACUGGUAAGUGGGGGACUCGGGAAAGAAACCAAAACACAAAACAAGACUACAACAAGCUCAGAACAACGCAGCCACCUCGGGAUCAACAUCAAACAGGUAUAUCUUCGAAAAACAAGCUACCCACACAUACAUUAAAAUUCCUUACAAAUUUUCAAAAAUUUUUAUCAACCCGCGGUCGAGGCCGCGGAUGUAGCAACUAACCCAUGAGGCAGGUUUGGAAUGCGGAACACGCGGAGCUCGAGCUCGGACUUCUCUGCAGCGGGGUGUCGCUUUCCUCUCCGGACUUCAUGGCAAAGCGGACAGCAGGUUCAACCCUCAAACUUCUUCUGGGCGGACACCAAGACGAAAACCGGCGACAAAGCACAAUUGGAAGCAACAGGAAUAGCGGCCAGUUACACCCCAAGGCUUCCAGAUUUCUGUUUUCAAUCGCAAGCCUUAUUCUUUCUCUGUUCCCAAUAGUGAAUUUUCAAUUCGUCUAAUUCGAAUUGGGAGCUCGGAUGAUGGUCAUGGCUGUAAAUUGAUCCCACUGAUAUGUAUCUAUGCAAUUAUCCCUGCAAAAAAACGAGGGGACAAGGGAGUAAAGAAAUCAACGUGAAAGAAAUAUACCUGGUCCUUGAUGCUUUGGUAUAGGUGUGAUACUCAUUAUACAUUUGCAUAUGCUCAUUUGUAUAUGUCUGAUAUUAAAAAUUCACUAAUGCUCAUUUAAUAGAAAUCAUGAUUUUCAUUAAUCUCAA